ACUGAGGGCUCAUCUCGUGCCAAUAAAUAUCAGCUCAUUACCGCACUACCCUCUCACUACUCUAUUUUUCAUCGCAAUCGUAAAUCUUGUAGAUCUUCAAUUCAAUUCAACAGAAAUGGCUAAAGAUCCAGUUCGUGUUCUUGUUACUGGUGCCGCAGGACAAAUUGGAUAUGCCUUGGUGCCGAUGAUUGCCAGGGGGGUGAUGUUGGGUACAGAUCAGCCUGUAAUUCUCCACAUGUUGGAUAUUCCACCUGCUGCAGAGGCACUGAAUGGAGUGAAGAUGGAAUUGGUGGAUGCUGCCUUCCCUCUUCUUAAGGGUGUUGUUGCCACAACUGAUGCUGUUGAGGCAUGCACUGGUGUUAAUGUUGCUGUCAUGGUUGGAGGUUUCCCCAGGAAAGAAGGCAUGGAAAGAAAAGAUGUCAUGACAAAGAAUGUUUCUAUUUACAAGUCCCAGGCUUCUGCUCUCGAGAAGCAUGCUGCUCCCAACUGCAAGGUGUUGGUUGUUGCUAACCCUGCCAAUACAAAUGCAUUGAUCUUGAAAGAAUUUGCACCAUCCAUUCCUGAGAAGAACAUUACCUGUCUCACAAGGUUGGACCAUAACAGGGCCCUUGGCCAAGUCUCAGAGAGACUGAGUGUCCAAGUGAGUGAUGUUAAAAAUGUCAUCAUUUGGGGAAACCACUCAUCAACACAGUAUCCUGAUGUCAACCAUGCAACAGUUAAGACACCAGCUGGAGAUAAGCCAGUCCGUGAACUUGUGGGUGAUGAUGCAUGGUUGAACGGAGAGUUCAUUGCUACCGUACAGCAGAGGGGUGCUGCCAUUAUCAAGGCUAGAAAGCUUUCUAGUGCCCUUUCCGCUGCUAGUUCUGCUUGUGAUCACAUACGUGACUGGGUCCUUGGAACUCCAGAGGGAACUUUUGUUUCUAUGGGUGUUUACUCUGAUGGGUCAUACAAUGUCCCAGCUGGGCUUAUCUAUUCCUUCCCAGUUACAUGCAAAAAUGGAGAAUGGUCCAUUGUUCAAGGUCUUCCAAUUGAUGAGUUCUCAAGAAAGAAGUUGGACUUGACAGCUGAGGAACUAUCAGAGGAAAAAGCAUUGGCAUACUCCUGCCUUAAUUAAAUUGCCUUUUCAACAUAAUGAGUAUUUGGCAAUAGAAGUGGCUUCAGUUUUGAAUAAGGCCAUUUGAAUACUGCUUCCUCAGUUGUUUGCUCUUUAUUGUACCCUGUUUUAUGCAAUGUUCGAGAACUGAUGUAUUUUGCUAAUAAUUAGCAUCUUUUGUUGGUCCUUGGAUGAUAAUUUUCCAUCAUGAGUGAGCUUUUGUUCUUGCCCACCAA
This is a messenger RNA of Lycium barbarum (goji berry), 1329 nucleotides long. RefSeq names its product malate dehydrogenase. The record is from RefSeq and is a predicted model, not a curated record. NCBI's taxonomy places the organism in Eukaryota, Viridiplantae, Streptophyta, Magnoliopsida, Solanales, Solanaceae. The coding region runs from base 116 to 1114 and encodes 332 amino acids. Gene Ontology annotation, molecular function: L-malate dehydrogenase (NAD+) activity. Gene Ontology annotation, biological process: tricarboxylic acid cycle; oxaloacetate metabolic process; malate metabolic process. The transcript has 7 exons.